Molecule: messenger RNA, 9179 nt
Organism: Egretta garzetta (little egret)
Lineage: Eukaryota; Metazoa; Chordata; Aves; Pelecaniformes; Ardeidae
Gene: JMJD1C
Product: jumonji domain containing 1C
Biological process (GO): regulation of transcription by RNA polymerase II
Cellular component (GO): histone deacetylase complex; chromatin
Molecular function (GO): chromatin DNA binding; transcription coregulator activity; histone H3K9 demethylase activity
Source: RefSeq, a predicted model, not a curated record
UCAAGCCCUUGGUUGGAAAAAGUGUAUACAAUUCAAUUACUGCAGUAGAAUUCCUUGUGGACAAACAGCUGGAUUUUAUAACUGAAGAUAGUGCCUUUCAGCCCUAUCAGCUCACCUUUGAGAUGAGCUCAUCUUUCUCCAAGAGUGAGGAAAGAAGUACAAAAUGGACUUCGCAGUCUUCUUUUCUAAGUGUUCACACCAGGCACUCUCAAUCAAAGGACGACGUAGACAGUCUAAACCCAGUUCUCAGGGAUAACCCGCAGUUACAUGAGGAGGUAAAAGCCUGGGUAAAGGAACAAAAGGUUCAGGAGAUUUUUAUGCAAGGUCCGUACUCCUUAAAUGGUUAUAGGGUGAGAGUGUACAGACAGGAUUCUGCCACCCAGUGGUUCACUGGUAUCAUUACUCAUCAUGAUCUCUUCACCCGCACUAUGGUUGUUAUGAAUGACCAGGUGUUAGAACCUCAGAAUGUUGAUCCUUCUAUGGUUCAGAUGACCUUUCUAGAUGAUGUUGUUCACUCUUUGUUGAAAGGUGAAAAUAUUGGCAUCACUUCACGCCGACGGUCUCGUUCCAACCAGAACAGCAACACAGUCCACGGUCAUUAUACACGUGCGCAAGCAAAUAGUCCCAGACCAGCAAUGAAUUCCCAAACUGCAGCACCAAAACAGAAUUCUCACCAGCACCAGCAACAGAGGAAUACUCGGCCAAAUAAGAGGAAAGGCUCUGAUAGCAGCAUGCCUGAUGAAGAGAAGAUGAAAGAAGAAAGAUACGAGUAUAUAGGUCGAGGAGAAAACCCCAAAACCAAAAAUAAACACUUCCUUAGUAAAAGAAGAAAACCUGAAGAGGAUGAAAAAAAAUUGAAUAUGAAGAGACUGCGGACGGACAAUAUCUCAGAUUACUCUGAGAGCAGUGACUCAGAAAUUUCAAAUAAAAGAUUAACAGAUUCGUCCUCAGAGCAAAAUUCAGAAAAUGAGUUAAAAAGCAAGAACACUUCAAAGAUAAAUGGAGAAGAAGGAAAAUCCCAAACUAUUGAGGGAGUAGAACAGACACUAACAGAUAGACGGUCUCCAUGGGAUGAAAUGCAGGAGGAUAAAAAACAUGAAGAGACAGAAAGACUGAAGUCUCCUUCUUAGCAGAAUGCCAAGGAUCCACAUGUUCAAGAGUGCAAUGCAGAAAAACAUCAUACUGCGGAAUUAAAAAAUGAGCAAUUUAUACCCAGACCUCCUACUCCGAAAUGUGUUGUUGACAUUACUAAUGAAAACAACUCCGAAAAGGAGAGCCAAGAUAAUGCUGCAAGUACCUUUGGUUUGCAAACGGUUCAGAAAAUAGAAUCUCACAGCAGCGAUUUAAAACAGCAGUUUGCAAAUGCAAAUUUCCUUGAAGCAAGAAAACAGGAAGCUGAUCAAAGUUGGGUUAGCGGUGUUGUUAACAAAACGGAUUUGAUACAACCUGGGGUUGUAAAAACGUUACCAGUAAAUGAACACUUAAAUCCUGAAAAAGAAAAAGUGCAGUAUGGCUCGUUUAUGUCUUCGUUAAAUGUAGCUUCUCUAGCAGAAGAGAGUAAACUGCAUAAGCAAAGUCCAGUCCCCGAUUCUGUGAAGUCAAAACCUAGUGCUUCAGUUGAUCAUCCUAAAACAAAGUCACCAGAUGUUAAGCCUAAAUUCACCCAAUCUUCUGAUACUGUGAAGUCUAAGGUUAGUUCCCAAAACAGCCACGCUACUGGAUUAACAAGGUCAGCCAAUAAAACUGAUCAUGAUUUGCCUAGGUCUAGUUUUCAUCCGGUUCCAGCUAGAGUUAGCGCUCUAGAAGCUACUAAAAGUCCUCUUAUCAUUGACAAGAAUGAACAUUUCACGGUGUACAGGGACCCCACUCUGAUUGGACAAGAAACAGGAACUAAUCACAUUUCACCUUAUUUGCAUCAGCAUAAUUAUCCUCUGCAUUCCUCAUCCCACCGAACCUGUUUAAAUCCAAACGCUCAUCAUCCUGCAUUAACUGGUUCAUCCCAUCUGCUAGCUGGGUCUUCAGCUCAGGCUCCCUUGUCCGCUAUUAACACUCACCCCCUUAGUACCGCAUCUCACCAUUCUGUUCAUCACCCUCAUCUACUUCCUGCAGUGUUACCCGGAGUGCCUGCUGCCUCCUUGCUGGGUGGCCAUCCGCGACUAGAGACUGCUCAUGCUAGCAGCUUAAGCCAUUUGGCAUUAGCACACCAGCAGCAGCAACAGAUGUUACAACACCAGUCUCCACAUCUUCUUGGACAAGCUCAUCCUUCUGCUUCCUAUAAUCAGCUAGGGCUUUAUCCAAUUAUUUGGCAGUAUCCAAACGGAACACAUGCUUACUCAGGACUCGGUCUGCCCUCCUCCAAAUGGGUCCACCCAGAAACUCCGGUUAACGCAGAGGCUUCCUUGAGAAGGAAUACUCCCAGCCCAUGGUUACACCAGCCCACCCCGGUGACCUCAGCUGACAGCCUUGGUUUACUGAGUCACAUUCCUGUGCGACCGUCCAGUGCAGAUCCCCUUCGGCCUCUCAAACUGACAACGCAUUCCAGCCCACCGUUGUCCAAAAGUAUCGUAGAGCAUCACAAAGAAGAACUGGAGAGGAAAGCGUUUAUUGAACCUGUACGUUCUGUUACAACCGCACCAGUAAAGACGGAGCUAGAGCAAAGCAGAACACAGACAGCAAAGGAGAGCCAUAUGCACAGACAUUUUGCAGAUCCAAUGUUGAACCAGCUGCCAAGGCCACCACAGGAGACUGGGGAGCGACUGAGCAAAUACAAAGAAGAACACAGGCGGAUACUCCAAGAAAGUAUUGAAGUUGCUCCUUUUACAGCUAAAAUAAAGGCACUGGAGGGAGAGAGAGAGAACUAUUCCAGGGUAACAUCCUUAUCUUCAAGUCCCAAGAGCCAUUCGGUAAAAUACGAUAAAGACUCUGAACGCUCUGUGUCAGAACUGUAUAAAAUGAAGCAUUCAGUUCCACAGAGCUUGCCGCAGAGUAACUAUUUCACCACCUUGUCUAACAGCGUGGUAAAUGAACCGCCAAGAUCGUACCCUUCAAAGGAAGCUUCAAGUGCAUAUAUUGAUAAGCAAACUAAUUGUCCUUCCACAGCAGCCAGUCCCCAGUCGCUCCCCUCUUACAUUUCUUCUCUUUCAAAACCUCCACCUUUAAUUAAGCACCAACCAGAGAGCGAAGGCUCUGCGAGCAAGAUACCCGAGCAGCUUUCACAGUCAGUGCAGUCUCACUCUGUAAAUUCUUUUAGGAGUGACAGCAGGAGCCCUACUCAGUUGUCAAUCUCAUCUUCAAAUACACUCCGGAGUAUGCCUGCCUUGCACAGAGCCCCCGUGUUUCACCCUCCUGUGCACCAGAACCUGGAGAAGAAGGAAAGCAGCUACAGCAGCCUUUCGCCUCCGACUCUAACUCCUGUUCAACCCGUUAACGCUGGUGGUGGCAAAAUACAGGAGUUGCAGAAACCACCAACUUUAGUACCUGAGCCUAAGGAAGCUCAGACUGUUUACAAGGGCACUUCUGAACAGAAUUUAUCAGAAAUCUGGAAGUCCAAUAAUGCCCCAAACAAUGAAAAAGUGGAUUGGCAUGUUGAAAGAAUGAGUGGAAAGUCACAGUCCGCUACAGCAUCUGUUAUUGUGCGUCCUCCUUCUAGCACGAAAUACGAUAGCGUACCAGUAAUGCAGCCUGCUUCCAAAGAUCGAGUUAGUGAGAGAUCUUCAGCUGUGACAAAUCAAGCAGAUUGCCUGAAAACAGCGGAAGCCAGGGAGACUGGAAGAAUCAUUCUGCCAAAUAUGAACUCAGACAGUGCUCGCACACAGUAUGAAAAGAAAUUUCCAGCUGUCUCGCAAGGCAGCAUUCCUCGUGCUGUCACCCCUACCACAACUAUGAUCUGCAGUACCAAAACGGAUGUCACCGCAUCGGCAGCAACAACUACCAGCGUGUCAAGCUGGGGUAGCUCAGAAGUGACUUACUCCUUAUCGAACACGGUCUUGGCCUGCGCGCCGCUGGAGUGUACUGCCUCGAGAGCGGCAAGUCAGGCGGUGGCGCAGACCCAGGAAUGCAAGGUCAGCACUCCAGCUCCGGUUACGCCCGCCGCUGGCAAGACAGGCAGCGCUGCUCAGCCCAGCUCGGGAUUCUCCACCUCCACCGACUUUGUCCAUUUGAAAAAGCACAAGGCAGCCUUGGCUGCAGCUCAGUUUAAAAGUAGUAACACCAGUGAGACCGAGUCCAACUCUGUGAAAAAUCAGACAUUUUCAACCUCUCUCUCCCUAGACAGUGCUAUCGUCUGUAAUACAAUAAACAAAGCGAACUCUGUAGGCAGUGGGCAAACUUCCCAGACGAGUCAGCCAAACUACCACACUAAGCUGAAAAAGGCUUGGCUAACAAGACAUUCAGAGGAAGAUAAAAACACUAAUAAAAAAGAGAAUUCAGGGAACAGUGUUUCAGAAAUUAUUAAGCCAUGUACUGUCAAUUUAAUAGCUUCUACAUCAAAUGAUUUGCAGAAUAACAUAGAUAGUAAAAUCUUGGCAGAUAAGUUUGCGAAGGAAGAUAAGCACCCUCGGAGAAAAGCAAAACGAACUUAUGAGUCUGGCUCUGAAAGCGGAGACUCUGAUGAAAGCGAGAGCAAGUCAGAGCAAAGGACUAAACGGCAGCCCAAGCCAACUUACAAAAAGAAACAAAAUGAUUUGCAGAAAAAAAAGGGUGAUGCAGAGGAAGAAGUAAAACCGAAUGGUGUUCUUAGCAGGAGUGCCAAAGAAAAAAGCAAGCUGAAGUUACAGAGCGGCAGUAACAGCACUGGUAUACCUCGCUCAGUGUUAAAAGAUUGGCGCAAAGUAAAGAAGCUGAAGCAAACGGGAGAGUCCUUUUUGCAGGAUGAUUCUUGCUCUGAAAUAGGACCAAACUUGCAAAAAUGCAGAGAAUGUAGGCUAAUAAGAAGUAAGAAAGGAGAAGAACCAACUCACUCACCGGUAUUUUGUAGAUUUUACUACUUUCGGCGGUUAUCUUUCAGUAAGAACGGAGUGGUUAGGAUAGAUGGUUUCUCCUCUCCUGAUCAGUAUGAUGAUGAAGCACUGAGUUUAUGGACACAUGAAAACUAUGAAGAUGAUGAACUGGACCUAGAAACUUCUAAAUACAUUCUAGAUAUCAUAGGUGAUAAAUUUUGUCAGUUAGUAACAUCUGAGAAAACAGCCAUGUCCUGGGUGAAAAAAGACGCCAAAAUUGCAUGGAAGAGAGCAGUGAGAGGAGUCCGUGAGAUGUGUGAUGCAUGUGAAGCCACAUUAUUUAACAUUCACUGGGUCUGCCAAAAAUGUGGAUUUGUGGUCUGCCUAGAUUGUUACAAGGCAAAGGAAAGAAAAAGUUCUAGAGAUAAGGAGUUGUAUGCCUGGAUGAAGUGCGUGAAGGGACAGCCUCAUGAUCACAAACACCUGAUGCCAACACAGAUUAUUCCAGGCUCCGUGUUGACAGAUCUUCUAGAUGCUAUGCACAAUAUUAGAGAAAAAUUUGAAAUCAAAUCCCAUUGUCAGUGUACCAGCAAGCAGAGCACGCAAGCUGGCAAGCUCCCUGCAAUGAAUGGUGUGUCUCAGGUUUUGCAGAAUGUUCUUAACCACAGUAAUAAAAUUUCUCUGUGCAUGCCUGAGUCUCAGCAGCAGAGUACUCCUCAAAAGUCCGAGACAAAUGGUAAUACAAGUCCAAGGAGUGAUGUAAGCACAGACAGCAAGUUAACACCGCCUGAAUCCCAGUCACCACUGCAUUGGUUAGCUGAUCUUGCAGAGCAGAAAGCCAGAGAAGAAAAGAAAGAGAACAAAGAAUGUCCUUCUGGAAAACACUCAAAAGAGGAGAAAGACCAGGAUAAUUUGGAGUCCCAAAACUGUAAAAGCUCCCCUCCUGCAUCCCAGAACAACGAGCAGGGCUCAACCUUACGAGAUCUAUUAACUACAACAGCAGGCAAACUGCGUCUAGGUUCUACGGAUGCUGGUAUUGCUUUUGCUCCAGUUUACUCUACAGGAACAGCAAGUGGCAAGAGUGGAAGGACUAUGCCAAACAUUCUCGAUGACAUAAUUGCUUCAGUAGUAGAAAACAAGAUUCCACCAAAUAGAGCACCAAAGAUAAAUGUAAAAUCUGAAAUAAAAGAUGAGCCAAAGGAUGACAGAAAAUGUAUUCAGGAUGACUGCAGUAAACUGUACAGUGAUAUUCAGUAUUCGUGGAUCUGUGACAAGCAUGUUUUGUGGCUCAGAGACCAUAAAAACAACAACAACUGGAAGCUCUUCAAAGAGUGCUGGAAACAAGGAAGGCCUGUUUUAGUGUCCGGUAUGCAUAAGAAAAUGAACUUCAGCCUGUGGAAAGCGGAAUCAAUUAGUCUAGAUUUUGGAAACCAGCAAGCUGAUAUCUUGAAUUGCAAAGACAGUAUUAUUUCAAACACCAAUGUCAAGGAGUUCUGGGAUGGUUUUGAAGAUGUUUCAAAACGGCAGAAAAUAAAAAAUGGGGAAACAGCUCUACUAAAACUGAAAGAUUGGCCUUCUGGUGAAGAUUUCAAGGCUAUGAUGCCUGCAAGAUACGAGGACUUAUUAAAAAGUUUACCCUUGCCUGAAUAUUGUAGCCCAGAAGGAAAGCUGAACUUGGCUUCUCAUCUGCCAGGAUUUUUUGUCCGUCCAGAUUUGGGACCCAGACUGUGCAGUGCAUAUGGUGUGGCUGCUACUAAAGACCAUGAUAUAGGAACCACAAAUCUCCAUAUUGAAGUUUCUGAUGUCGUGAACAUCCUUGUUUAUGUUGGCAUAGCGAAAGGAAAUGGAGUACUUUCCAAAUCAGGAGUUUUGAAGAAGUUUGAAGAGGAAGAUUUGGAUGACCUUUUACGGAAGCGAUUGAAAGAUUCAAGUGAAUUACCUGGUGCUUUAUGGCACAUUUAUGCUGGCAAAGAUGCUGACAAGAUAAGGGAGUUUCUGCAAAAGAUAGCGAAAGAGCAAGGCUUAGAAGUUUUACCAGAGCAUGAUCCAAUACGUGAUCAGAGUUGGUACGUGAACAAAAAACUUCGCCAAAGGCUUCUUGAAGAAUACGGAGUAAAAACCUGUACGGUUAUUCAGUUUCUUGGUGAUGCUGUUAUUCUACCAGCAGGAGCACUUCAUCAGGUGCAAAAUUUUCACAGCUGCGUUCAAGUAACUGAAGACUUUGUGUCUCCAGAACAUCUUGUACAGUCAUUUCACUUAACGCAGGAGCUGAGGCUGUCAAAGGAAGAAAUCAAUUAUGAUGAUAAACUGCAGGUUAAAAAUAUCUUGUAUCAUGCGGUUAAAGAAAUGGUGAGAGCCUUGAAGAUUCAUGAAGGUGAAAUGGAAGAUAUGGAUGAAAACUAAGCGCGCUCUGCUUUUUUGUGUUAACACCAGUCGGAGGUUAUUUUUUCUAAUACAUGAACAGUAUGCACACUAAUUCAAGCUUCACAAACCAUCAGUGCCAAGAAAACGUAGUCAUCGUAUUUACUUGUUAAUGACACUGCAACGGUAGAGCUUCAUAUCACAGCCACUGUGAUUACAUGUUAGACUUGCAAACAAUUACGCAGCGUUCUGCUGUCCUGUAUUAUAAUGUACAUGGAGUUUGUGAAAUGUCAAAGAUUUAAGAUGAUGUAUUUAUUUUUGGAAAAAAACCACAAAAUUCUAUGCUAUAUUGUUGAUCAAAUGUAAAUGUGACUUGUACAGUUUGCUAAAAUAAUUCAGAUAUUUUUCACUACAUUGAGACAGUUACUGUGAGAGUAGGACACAAACACCAGCUAUUGCCUGCAUUUGGGAUCUUGCUGAGUCCGCACAGCAGUCAUGUCAUAAUCUGAAAAUUACUGCCAAAUAAUUGUAAACUUUGUAAAAUAGAAAGUAUAUAAAGUAGAUAUUAAAUACAGACACUUCAGUAUUUUAUUGAAGCUAUUCAGUGUACAAUUAAACGUUUUCAAAAGGUGUAAUUUAUUUAAAAAUUGUCUCAUUUUGGUAAAAUUUAUGUGAACUUUUAAAGCUAAAUAUUAAACUUAAUAUGCUAUGUAAAUAUAUACAUAUAUACAUUCAAUGAUGUAUUUUUUUAAAACAUUGGCUUGCUUUAAUUUGUUAAAAGUGCAAGUGUUACACAUGCUUUGUACAUUGAAGUUGAAAGGGGUUUUACAUUUUCCAUUAAAAUGACUUUAUCAAAUGUUGUCGUGUUCGUGUUUUAUGUUUGUGGCCACGCGUGACAGCCCGAGCCGGGCCUUCGCUGCAGGGGCGAAUUGCGUCUGACUGCAGCGCUCGAAACAUUCUGCUGUGGUUGCUGCGCGCUGCUCUGCCCUCUCCGGGCUUGAGACAAAACUGCGAGGGGAGCUGCUCAGACAGCCGAGCCAGAGCGAGCCUCUCCUUAAGAACAAAACACUUAAAACCUCGCUUAUGUUCUGUCUUUAUAAUCCAGCAAUUACUUUGGGCGAAGGGGGAAAGGCAUUUCUGUAGAACAAUUUUUUAUGGCAUCUUGGCUCUUUACAGUUCAAGUAAUACUGCAAAAUAAUGGAUGUUUUUAAAAAAAAAAAAAAAAAAGGUAAAUGUUAGUUGAGCAGAAUUCCAGCUCUUGGAGUUAGUUUGAAAAGUUAAAGUGUACAGAGAUUUAAAUUAUUAAAACUAUGCAAAUGUUCAGAUUUGAUACCGAGUGUUUGGUGCAGCCGUUAGCUGGCUGGUGAUGUGUCUGAAAGGGGAUGGUCGCUACCCUGGUUACUGCUGCCAGCCUGACAAAAUCUGACUUGGGGUUUGGGUCACAAACCCCCCAAAACCCAAUAAAAACCCCCAUAUGAAUUAUCUUAAGAAAUAGUGAAACGCAAAAGCAAUUUCUGGUUCCAGAAGUUCUCUAUUUAGCUGGUUUGAAACUCUUGGGAUUUGUCUGAAGUUGCAAAGGAGUACGUUGGGGUUAAUGUCGCGGUGCUGGGCAGUCGGCGCUCAGCUUCGUAGGCGGCUCCGUGCAGCGUCUGCGUCUCCUUGGCGCUGCCUGCAGCACAGAACUACAGUGUCAGCUGAAGAUGCAAAACCUGCCACCGUAGCUUUGCUUCGUGACAAGUGGACUUCAGUCACAUGUACUUCUUUCUUUUUAAAGUUCAGGAUAUGUAAAUGAGUGAAUUUUAAUCAAGUCUAAGGUUUUCCCCCCCCCCCAAAUUGAGUUUUCGUGAGGUACUUUUAACACUUGUGAAAUUUGAGGCUGCU